Molecule: messenger RNA, 629 nt
Organism: Cladophialophora immunda
Lineage: Eukaryota; Fungi; Ascomycota; Eurotiomycetes; Chaetothyriales; Herpotrichiellaceae
Exons: 1
Coding region: 266-571 (101 amino acids)
Source: RefSeq, a predicted model, not a curated record
CAGCAACGGCCUCAAACUUUUUGCAAACCAAACCACCACCGCCGACCCGACGACCGGACGACCGCCCGACGACGACGUGGACUCAAACUGCCAAAAAGUCAUGAUGUGUUUGAAUUCCUGAAUUUGCCUUUUGUUCCCCAAUGCGACUCCAGCUGGUUCUGGCAGUGCCCUCGAGAAAUACAGAACGAUACCCAACUUGCUCCCUGCGUCCUGUGACCCUUUCUCAGACCAUCCGUGCCUGACCAUCUGUUGUCUGUGCCCGCCUAUGCUCCCGAUUCCACGUUGUCGUUACUAUUGCUUCUCCCAGAGAGACCGCGCUCGAUGCACGGCUCGUCCUGUGCUCAAUCGUCAAUCCCACCGCUGUCGCUCCCUUCAAUCGCCUCAACGUCUUCCGUGCAGUCCAACGCCAUCCCUUCACCUCGCUGCUCCUACACUCCCGCCCCCAGCAGCCGCCGUUCCGAUGCUCCCUACAAAGCCAGCCAAAACUAGUCUUGACUUUCUGGCUCCUUACGUUUGGAUCGACCUCGCUGUUCGAGAGGGACGAUUCCAUCGGCGUUGGGAUUGUCUCUAACGGCUCGCAAUUGGGGUAUUGGAGGUGCCGACCGAUUGAACACUGGACAUUGAACACU